GCCAUUAGGGCCCGUUUGGCCGGCCGGCCUCGCUUUCGCUGCCGCCGCCUCGGGCCGGUGCGCUUCCCGCGGGGGCAGAGGCCGGCGGCCUGCUAGAGACCGAGCACCGCCGGGCCUACCUCAGCGGCUUCCUUCGACCCCGGCUGCGUGUGGGGCUACAACCGGGUUGCCAGGAGAGGUGCGGCGGGGCGCGGGCCGAGGCCUGCCCGCCCGCCCGCCAUUAUGCGCCACAGUCUGGCUCAGCUGCUGGCGGCCUCCUCGUCGGACAAGGGCCGCCCCCGGGAACCCGCCGCGGCCUGCUCGUUUCCGCGUGAGGGGACGCCCGCCGGGAGCGGCAGUCCGGGCGAGGAGGGCGGCGAGGCCGAGCCGCACCAUGAGGAAGCCGCGGCGGCGGGUUUGUUGGACGAGCCGGACGGCGACGAGCUGCUUUUCCCGGCGGGGCUGGAGCUGGAGGACUGGCUGGAGGCGGCGGUGGCCGAGACGCGGACGGAUUGGGAGAUGAUCGCCGGAGGCGACGGGGAUGGGGGCUUGAGCCCCACCCUGGCGUCGGAGCCGCAGGCGGCCUCGAGGCCGGACCGCCCGGGCAGCUACCGCCUGAAGGCGGCGGCGGCGGCGCGCCUGAACCGCCAGAAGAAGAAGCAGUACGUGCUGGGGCUGGAGAGCCGCCUGCAAGGCUUGUCCGCGGAGAACCGGCAGCUGCGCGACCGCAACCGAGGGCUGUGCCGCCGCCUGCGCGACCUGGAGCGCGAGACCAGCUACCUGCGGGCCGUGCUGGCCAACCAGAGCGCCCUGGGGCGCCUCCUGAGCCACCUGGCCGGGGACGGGGCCGGCCGCGUGGGGCUGAGGAUCAGCAGCAGCCUGUUCGAGGAUCGGGCGGCGCCGCCGCCGCUGGAGGGCCCGUUGCCCCGCGAGAGGAGCAGCAGCAGCGGCAGCAGCGGCAGCAGCGGCAGCAGCAGCGACCACGAUUACGCGCUCCCGGUCCCGGUGCAGCAAGAGGACAAGUGGGCGGUUUCUCCGAGCCCCGGCGGCAUUUGCCUCCACGUCGACCGGGACCGGGUCUCGGUGGAGUUCUGCUCCGUGUGCGCCCGGCGAGCGGCGAGUUCUGCUUUCGCAGGCGCCUCCGCCGCUGCUCCCUCCUUCGCCGCUAAAAUUUUCUCUUUUAGGUGCUUGCCCUGCCAGGCUCCGUUGUGUAGGGGUUAAAAGAAAAGUCGUUUUCCACCUCGCAACCUGUGGAUUCAGCUGUCAUGGGGCAGAAGAUACGGGACCAGCUGCUGGCCACACUUCCUGCUUUAUUUUAAAAGGUAGUAUGAGAAAAAGGGGAAAGGUAACAGGGCAUUUGCUGUAUUUCACUUUAAAACAGCAAUACAGAUUAAUGUGAAUGUUUUGAGUCACUAAUCCAACCUAUCAAGAAAGUUAAUAUAGUACUAAUGUGAAAAGUGGCAACGUAAAAAAGCAGUUUCUUUCUCAGUGUAGUUAUUUUCUCCUUCAAUUGGCUAAUCCUUUGUACAUUAACUCAACAUUGCUAAGACUAUCUGCCUGAUCCUAAUUAGGAAUUUUUGUGGUUAGUUUAGGAUUGCAGCCAAAGGGAGAUUUUAAUCUGCCUUUUUCAUUUAUAUGGUUGCUCACAUUCUUCUCUUAUAUCUGUUGUAGAAUGCCACAUGCUCUUAUCUGCACUUUCAGUUGCUGGUAAGGCAACUUGCAUAUCUCCUUUAGAAAAGGUUGUUCCCCUACCCAUUGCUAGUUCAUAUCUUGGUAAAGGCCCAUCCUGUUUGCUUUCUAAAAAGUCUGCUCUGUAGUUACACUGACACUUGACAGAAUAUGAAUAUUCUAGUUUUAUUCAAUAUUCUGUAUGUUUUAAUGGGAGUAAUUCAUUUUGUACAGCCCUUCUAGUAAUUCCUUUGACUUUCCAGAAUUUAGUUUCUUUGCUGGAGUCUCCUCCUACUUAGGGUACUAGUGGCUCUUUCCAAUUGACAGGCCAUUACUUGCUAACACAUGCUUUACUUGGUAUAUUUUCUGAAGCAUUUUUACGGUUGCUUUUCACAUUGGACAUUUUGUUAAUGUAGCGUUACUGUGAAAGUGGAAUUUCUCCUCCCCUUUUCAUUUUGUAUGGUUAAAAACAGUUUGUUGGAUUUAAAACAUUCUGGGUACUUAAAUUAACUCGUGUCAUUGCCCUUUGAAGAGCAAGCUGCUGCAUCUGAAUGCAGAUGAAGCAGUUGCUAAUCCACAGCAUGGCAAGUGACACACAGGUUUAGCUAAAAGCCCAGAAAUAGGACUGCAGGGAUUUUAGUGCCUACUGAAGCAUGUUAAAGCCAAAUAGAAUUGCAAACUUUUUUCUUUAUUGCUUGCUAAUCAGUUGGUGGACUAUUGUUAAAUAUUUUUUGAAAUGGAAGCCUUGAACUGAAUAAUCCUAACAGAGCUUGAAAAAUUUGUGAAUGCUUCUGUGUAACUAGUUCUGUCAUACUUAUGAGAACACAGUGUCCUAAUAAAAAAGAGAUGUGUUUAUCUUCCA
Varanus komodoensis (Komodo dragon) is the source of this 2509-nucleotide messenger RNA. It is a transcript of the gene CREBZF, whose product is annotated as CREB/ATF bZIP transcription factor. Gene Ontology annotation, molecular function: DNA-binding transcription factor activity. Gene Ontology annotation, biological process: regulation of DNA-templated transcription. The coding region runs from base 223 to 1200 and encodes 325 amino acids. The record is from RefSeq and is a predicted model, not a curated record. The transcript is spliced from 3 exons. Lineage: Eukaryota; Metazoa; Chordata; Lepidosauria; Squamata; Varanidae.